AUGCUUCCCGGCUCCGAUCGUGAACUCUACUGUAGUGGAGCCGUCCUGGAUCAGGUCCAGAGAGCCAAACUCUUCCCAGAUGAUAAACACUUUGUGGACAUGAAGCUGAACUCUGCUCCUGAUCUUGUUCUGUCGUCCUUUCACAACCUCACCGCUGGGUUCCUGAACUCCACGGUUCCUCCCGCUAGGCUGCAGGAGUUCCUGGAUCAGUACUUUGAGGAACCUGGGACGGAGCUGGAGCCGUGGACUCCACCAGACUGGAUCGACCAGCCAGAGUUCCUGACGGGAAUCAAAGAUGAUAAGCUGAGGGAGUGGGCGGGGCAAAUACAUAACCUGUGGAAAUCUCUGGGCAGGAAGAUCCGCAGUGAUGUCAAAGAUCACCCGGAGCUCUACUCGCUGAUCCACACCCCCCACCCCGUGGUGGUGCCGGGGGGGCGCUUCAGGGAGCUCUACUACUGGGACUCCUACUGGGUCAUCAACGGGCUGCUGGUGUCCGGGAUGACGAGCACGGCCCACGGCAUGAUCCAGAACUUUCUGGACCUGGUCAGCAGGUACGGCUUCAUUCCAAACGGGGGGCGGAUUUACUACGAGAGGCGGAGCCAGCCACCGUUCCUCACCCUGAUGGUGGAGAGCUUCUUCAAAGCCACCAACGACACAGAAUUUCUGAGAGCUGCUUUGCCGGUCCUGAAGGAUGAGUACGGGUUCUGGAUGCAGAACCGCUCGGUGGCUUUGGAUGUCGCCGGGGCAGAACACAGACUGAACCGGUUCCACGUGGAGGCGGGUCUGCCCAGGCCCGAGUCCUACACGGAUGACCUGGAGCUGGCAGAGGGACUCUCUGAAGGUCUUCGAGAGCAGCUGUGGGCGGAGCUAAAAGCAGGUGCGGAGUCCGGCUGGGACUUCAGCUCCCGCUGGUACAUCGAUGCCGAAGGCCACAACGACGGCGCCCUCAAAGACACGCGCACCAGCCAGAUCCUGCCCGUCGACCUCAACGCUCUGAUGUGCCGCACCGAGCGGACCCUGGCCUCCUUCUGCCGGGCGCUGGGUGAGGACGAGUCUGCGGCUGCGUACGAGCAGGCGGCGGCCCGGAGGGUGGAGGCCAUGGAGGCGCUGCUGUGGGACCCCGAGAGAGGAGCCUGGUUUGACUACAGCCUGCUGUCCAAAUCCAAACACCUGGAGUUCUACACCUCCAACCUGGCGCCGGUCUGGGCCGAGUGCUUCUCUCUGCCGGAGAUGGGGGAGAGGGCGAUGCAGUACCUGAAGGAAAGUGGCGCCCUCAACUUCCCCAACGGAGUCCCCACGUCCCUGAGGGAGUCUGGGCAGCAGUGGGACUACCCCAACGCGUGGCCCCCCCUGCAGCACAUGCUCAUAGAAGGUUUCUCCAGACUCCCCUCAGACGAGGCCCAACAGCUGGCUUUGGAUUUGGCGCAGCGCUGGAUCCGGACCAACUGGCUGGCCUACAACGAGUAUGAAGCCAUGUUUGAGAAGUAUGACGUGAAUGGAGACGGCAAACCCGGCGGCGGCGGAGAAUAUGAAGUGCAGCUGGGCUUCGGUUGGACCAACGGCGUGGCUCUGCAGCUCCUGCAGCAGUACGGAGCCGGCCUCACCUCGGCGGGCCGCCGGGCGCGCCCCGACCUCCUGCUGCCUCUGGUCUUCACGGCUCUCAUGCUCCGCUGAGUCCGAGGUGUCAGAGAGACUUUUUAGUAUUCCUGCUUCACCUUCACGACAUCACUCCUGUCUGCUGAGCAGCUGCACCAAAACAAACCGACUUAUCUCACCAUCCAGAGUGGACUCCUUCCCUUCCUUUUUGUCUGCCUCUUCUAAAUCCUGAGUGAUCUGGAUCAUGUAAUUAGAAGGUUUAAGGGGAUGUAAUUUAUCACAAGUGAGGAUUACUCUGAUGAAUGUUUUUGUAUUUCCAAUCAGAGCUAAAUGAUCCUUGACUUUAUGAGAAGCUGCAGAUCAUUUCUGCCCUUCUGGACGGCUGGCAGCUCAAACCUCAACAUUAACUUGUUCUAGAUAUUGAGCUGCGAUUACAGUUAUUCACCUAAUUAAAUUAUAAAGUUUAUGGCUUCACUCCCACAAACCCACUCUGAAUGUAAAUGAGCUCAUGUGAGAAAUAAAACUGGAAGAGAAAGCUUUGGAUGUGCAUCAAAUAUUGGAUUCAUUCCGAGCGUUUGUCUGUAAUAAAUCCAUUUAUGAUUUGAAGGAAACAUGUUUUUAAGGUUGAACUCAAACCGUUUGGUGGGAAACCAUGAAAUUAAAUUAAAUUAAAUGAAUGAGAAAAAAAUUAUGAGAUACGACUGAAAACAUGACCAAAAAAAAAAAACUGUACAAGAGAAAAAAAAUGUAAAGUUAUCUGAAAAAUAAACUGAAAGGUUUACGAGAUUAAAGUCGGAAAAUUAUAAGAAAAGUUUACAAGAAUCGACGAGAAGUCAAAAUUCAGAGAAA
Oryzias melastigma (Indian medaka) is the source of this 2445-nucleotide messenger RNA. It is a transcript of the gene treh, whose product is annotated as trehalase (brush-border membrane glycoprotein). Bases 1 to 1674 code for a protein of 557 amino acids. Gene Ontology annotation, molecular function: alpha,alpha-trehalase activity. NCBI's taxonomy places the organism in Eukaryota, Metazoa, Chordata, Actinopteri, Beloniformes, Adrianichthyidae. The transcript is spliced from 15 exons. Gene Ontology annotation, biological process: trehalose catabolic process. The record is from RefSeq and is a predicted model, not a curated record.